This is a messenger RNA of Amphibalanus amphitrite, 1289 nucleotides long. RefSeq names its product cytochrome b-c1 complex subunit Rieske, mitochondrial-like. The transcript has 5 exons. Gene Ontology annotation, cellular component: membrane. Lineage: Eukaryota; Metazoa; Arthropoda; Thecostraca; Balanomorpha; Balanidae. Gene Ontology annotation, biological process: mitochondrial electron transport, ubiquinol to cytochrome c. The record is from RefSeq and is a predicted model, not a curated record. Gene Ontology annotation, molecular function: quinol-cytochrome-c reductase activity; 2 iron, 2 sulfur cluster binding. The coding region runs from base 241 to 1050 and encodes 269 amino acids.
GAGAUGAAUUUUCCCUAACAAUAUUUUUAUUUAUACAUGGAUCUUGAAUCCUUUCGUUGUUAUUUUUUGGUGGAGCUAUUUGAACAAACAUAUUAUAUUUGCAUAAAAAAGAAAGCGAAUCGCUUCUGUUUUUGCAAGAUCAAUUUACAUAUCUGAAAACUGUUUCUCUAUCUCCGUGCACUUGGAUACUGGGGCUUGGGUGGUGUUUUUUGGUGUCUGUGUUCUGCAAAAUUUCCGAAAAUGAACGCGCUCGCUCGCAGUAGCUCUAUUGCAGCAGCGGUCAGGGCAACUACCCAAGUCAUUCCCUCAGGUGCGACUGCAAAUCCAGUUUUGGCUGAAAGGCUAAUUGCCGCUCCUGCGCAGCCUAAGCUUUCUAGCCAGAUUUUACGUAAUGCAAUUGCUCCCAAAACCGCACCAAUUGCUUCUGUUGGACUUGGUGUGAGCUCCCAGGUACGAUGCGCCCACACGGACCUGCAGGUGCCCGACUUCAGCGACUACCGGCGCAGCGCCACCACCGACCCGCGCGCGCGCGCCGAGGAUUCGCGCGCCUCCCGUCAGAGCUUCUCCUACAUCCUGGCCGGAGCUGGCAGUGUGGGCGCGGCGUACGGCGCCAAGUCUGUCGUGACCCACUUUGUGUCGUCACUCUCGGCCUCCGCUGACGUGCUGGCGCUGGCCAAGAUUGAGAUCAACCUCAACGACAUCCCCGAGGGCAAGAACAUCACCUUCAAGUGGCGCAACAAGCCGCUCUUCGUCCGCCACAGGACCGCCGAUGAGAUCCAGACCGAGAAGAGCGUCAACCUGGCCACCCUGCGUGACCCGGAGCACGACGACGUGCGCGUGAAGCAGGACCGCUGGCUGGUGCUGGUAGGCGUCUGCACCCACCUGGGCUGCGUGCCGAUCGCAAACUCCGGCGAGUUUGGCGGCUACUAUUGCCCCUGCCACGGCUCUCACUACGACGCUUCGGGCCGCAUCCGCAAAGGACCGGCACCACUGAACCUGGAGGUACCCGAGUACACCUUCACCUCGGACGAGCUACUGGUGGUCGGCUAAGCCGGUCCCAGCCGGCCUGAGCUCGAUUGAGCCGGUCUGGGCUCGACUGAGCCGGUCUGGGCUCGACUGAGCCGGUCUGGGCUCGACUGAGUUCGGCUGAGCUCGACUGAGUUCAGCUAAGCCGGUCUGUGUUCGGCUGAGUCGGCCGAACCACGGACCGGCUCUAGGAUGAUAAUGUCGGCGUGCAGAGGCGUCGGGUGUAAAUGUGAAUACUGGCGAAUACAGGUCUAUCUAUAGGA